AUUCAUGCUGCUUUGGCCCUAAUACUCUUCCGUACUCAUGAAAAUGCUUGGAUUGGAUGAGCUUCAUAAAUACUCAGUGUCGCUCCUUCCUUCUGUUCCAGGAUCUGUCCGGCUCCAUUGAUGACCUCCCCACAGGGACGGAGGCCGGUCUGGGCUCAGCCGUCAGCGCCGGUGGCUCGUCCUCCAGCAGCAGCAGCAGCAGCCAGGGGGAGCAGGGAGCCGCUAGUAACCAGGGACAGUCACCUUUCUCCCCGCACGCCUCCCCACACCUCCCCAGCCAGAGGAGCGGGCCCUCUCCCUCACCUGUUGGCUCGCCCGCAGGCUCCACCCUGUCCCAGCAGUCCCGGUCUGGUUCUGGACCCAUCUCUCCUGCCAGUGGCCCCUCUGCCAACUCCACCACCGCCGCACCAGGCUCCACUGUGGCCACACAGAACACUGGAAACGGACCGGAUGGAGGCCACCCACCAAACACCCGCUCACCUAUGGCUCAGGACAGAGGAUUCAUGUCCGGCAUGCAGAGGAACCAGACCGCCUCCCAGUUUGCGUCACCUCAGUCCGGACCCUCCAUGUCCCCACACCCUUCACCCGGGGCCCCGUUGUAUCCUGGAAUGGUUCCCUACUCCCAAAGCGGUCCCACGGGCGCCUAUGGACCACAAGGAUCACAGUAUGGACAUCAAGGGAACUACCCUCGGCCCUCCAACUACAAUAGCACGGCCAGUGCCAGCUACAGCGGCCCGGGCGUGACCAACAGCCUUGGAAUGAACGCAAGCAGCCCGAUGCAUGGCCAAGGUCCCGGCCAGCCCGUACCUGUGGGUCGUAGCCCAGGCCCAGGCAGUCAAAACAGGGUGUAUCCGCCCAUGGCUCCCAGCUCUCCCAGCAUGCCUCAGCCAGCUGGGCCGGGCAUGGGCCCGCCUUCUUUGGGUAGUUCUAACCGCAAGGUUCAGGAGGCAGCAGCAGCAGCCGCUGGAAUGCCGGGAUCUGCCAACUCGACACACAACAGAAGGCGGCCUCCAUAUGUCAGGUCCCCAGCACAGACGCAGCCAACACAACCUACCUCCACCCACUGGCCUGCACCUCACCCUGCCUCCAUCUGUCCACAUCCUUCUCCUCCUCCUCCUCCACCCAGACCUCAGCACCCAUCCAUCCUGCCACCCUCACACUCACACCUCCAUAGGCAGAGCAGCUAUCAAGGCUCCCCCAACGUCAGCCAAGCAAGCAACAUGGCCUCCACUGUCCCCUACAACCAGCCAGCAGCCAACAACGCCUCAGCUUUGGGCAACUCACACGUUCCAGCCUACAGUGCACAGCCUUCAGGAGCUAUAUCGACGUCAGGAGACGGCGUGAUGAGUCCAAACGGGAAGCCAAAAACGGACGUGAAAGAGGAUACAGGCCCCGCCCACGAGCCUCACAAACCAAAGCAACAGGACGGCUACAGCAACAACAACAACAACAACAGUAGCAGUGGCUCCCAACAGUGUGUGUCGCAGCCCACCACGCCAGGUGGUGCCCUGCCCGUGCCCUCGCCGCUCUCGCCCAGCCCCGCCAGCCUGUCGUCCUAUCACGGAGACGACAGCGACAGCAUCAGCAGCCCCCCAUGGCCGCUCAAGACGCCCGCCAGCCCCAAACCCAACCCUAACCCCUCCUCUCUCAGUGGGGAGCGAAUCGCACGCCUUUACGAGCUGGGCGCGGAGCCGGAGAGGCGGAGUUGGGUGGAGCGUUACCUGACCUUCAUGGAAGACAGAGGCACGCCUGUCGCCCAACUGCCCGCCGUGGGCAAGAAGCCGCUCGAUCUGUGGAAGCUCUACAUGGCUGUUCGUGAGAUCGGAGGCCUCGCCAUGGUGAACAAAAACAAGAAGUGGCGUGAGCUGUCCACCAAUCUGAACGUCGGCACGUCGAGCAGCUCCGCCAGCUCCCUCAAGAAGCAGUACAUCCAGUAUCUGUUCGCCUACGAGUGUAAGAUGGAGCGGGGAGAGGAGCCGCCGGCAGACAGCAGCAGCAGCAGCAGCAGUAGCGGCAGCAGCAGCAGCAGCAGCAUGGCUGGAGGGGAGAACAGGAAGCAGGUCAAGAUCCAGCCGCCGUCACCUGUGAAUUCAGGCGGCUCUCUCCAAGGUCCUCAGACGCCACAGUCGUCUGGCAGCAGCUCUGCAGCGGAGGCGGCGGGGGAUCUGAAGCCGCCCACGCCUACUACCACCCCUCUGGGACAGGUCACGCCGCUGCCCCCCAACAGGAGUAGUGUGAGUGUGCAGGACCCCUUCUCUGAGGUGAGUGACCCGGCCUUCCAGAAGCGUGCUCCCUCCCUGCCGCCCACCGCUCCUUACCAGCAGGGCCUCAGCAUGCCUGACAUGAUGAUGAGGAUGCAGUAUGAUGCCAAGGACCCGUUCGCCGGGAUGAGGAAGAUGGCAGGAGCCGAUCCCUACAUGCCGGGCCAAAUGCCCAGUGGUGGCAUGCAGGACAUGUACGGUCGACCCCCAUCUGCACUGAGCAUGAACCAAAGGUCACAGUAUCCGUACGGGCCGGGCUACGACAGGAGGCCGGACCAUGUGAUGGGGAUGGAGGGGAGCAUGGGUCCCCCUGGAAGUCAGAACAACCUGGGCCCUUCCAACAGUGAAGGCAACAUGUACUCUCCCAGCAGAUACCCUUCACAGCAGAGACACGAUGGCUACGGUCAGCAGUAUCCCAGCAUGCCGUAUGGAAUGCAUCCAUCUGGGAUGUACCCGCAGCAGCAGCAGGGCUACAAGCGGCCCAUGGAGGGCAUGUACGGCCCCCCGCCCAAGAGGCACGAGAGCGACAUGUACGCCAUGCAGUACGCCAACCAGCAGCCAGACAUGUACAACCACUACACCGGUGGCUACUCGGGCCCCGAACACAGACCCCUGCAGGGACAUUUUCCCUACCCUUACCCCCGCGACCGCAUGGGCCAUUCUGGACAGAGCCAGCACAGUAUGAUGGGUGGGGGCCCCACAGUGAACCACACCACUGACGGGCCCAACAUGUGGCCGUCCAGGACAGACCUGGGCUACCCCUACCCCAACCGACAGGGGCCGCCGUCUCAGAUGACACCGUACGGCUCGAUCGGCAGAGACGACAUGGACGUGCGGCAGGAGCCGUGGCCCCGUCAGUCGCCCUAUAUGUCGUCGUCGGGUGGGAUGCCUCCUCUGUCGUCACGCCAGCCGUCAUCUUACUCCAACUCCCCGUCCAUGGGCAAUCACCUGCCCAGGGCCCCCAGCCCGGGAGCUUUCCAGCGAUCUCUGGACUCUCGGAUGUCACCCGGCAAAGUGCCGUUCAUGUCCGCCAUGAAGAUGCCUAAGCCUGGGAUGGCGAUGAUGCCCUCGCAGGGCAGCGGACCCCUGGGCCAGUUUCCUCCCAACCUGAGGAGGGAUCUCAACUACCCACAAGGAUCAAUCGAGGCCACCAUGCCCAUGCUGAAGCCUCGGCGCAGGCUAACCUCCAAAGACACUGGAACGCCUGAGGCGUGGCGCGUCAUGAUGUCUCUGAAGUCGGGUCUGCUGGCAGAAAGCACGUGGGCUCUAGACACCAUCAACAUCCUGCUGUAUGACGACAACACCGUGGCCUCCUUUAACCUCUCACAGUUACCUGGAUUCCUCGAGCUUAUCGUGGAAUACUUCCGCCGCUGCCUCAUUGAGAUCUUUGGCAUCCUGGAGGAGUUUGAGGUGGGGACUGUAGCUCAUAAAAGCUUUCUGGAUUCUGCUUCUAACCACGCAGGAGAAGAAGAAGAAGAAGAAGAAGAAAAAGAAGAAGAGCAAAUCUCAGACCAAGAAAAAGACUCUGCUGUUAAACCUGAAUCAGAGUUAGCCCCAGCUGAAGAGACGCAAGUGCAGCGGGUCGAAGUGGUGACGGAUGAAGCUCCGCCUACUGCUGCAGAGACGGCUGUGGUGAACGGUGACAUGGAGGAGGAGGAGGUGGAGGAGGUGAAUGUCAAGAAGGAGGACAAGAACAAAGAAGAAGAGGAGAAAGACAAGAAAGAAGAAGAGAGUGAAAAGGGGGCAGAGAGUAAAACUGAAUCUCUGGAUCAGCCUGUCACAGACCUGGAACCUAAACCUAAACAGGCCAGCAAGUACGAUAAGCUCCCGAUCAAGAUCGUCCACAAAGAGGACCUGGUUGAAGACAUGACAAAGCACUUAGGUUACAUCACUGAGUUCACGAGUGGGCUGCUGCACUGGCAGGCUGGCGGAGGCGACUCCACUGCGCACAUUCAGACACAUUUUGAACCCCGGCUGGCGGCGCCCGCGAGCACGGACGAGAAGAUGAGAAAAGAGAGCAAGCAGGAGAACACGGCGCAGGACGGAGACAAGCAACCACGGAAACAUAUCACCGCGACCAUCGAUGAUGUCCUGUGUGCUCGGGUUGACGCCCUCUCAUACACCCACCCUGCACGCUCCCUGCCGUCCUACCCCUUCAGGGUGCACGCCGAUGGGGAGCCGGACUACAUCACGCUGCUGGAGGACGAGCCGCGCUGCCUGGACGAAGCGCCGCUCUCCACGACGUCCAGCUGGCAGGACUCGCUGUCCAAGCGCUGCCUCUGCAUCUCCAACAUCGUCAGGAGCCUGUCCUUCAUCCCGGGCAACGACUCGGACAUGUCGCGCCACCCCGCCCUGGUCCUCCUGCUGGGCAGGCUGCUCCUGCUGCACCACCAGCACCCAGAGAGGAACCGGUCACAGCCGAGCUACCAGCGGGACGAGCAGCAGGAGCGCGGGCUGUCGAGUAACAAGGAGGAGUGGUGGUGGGAGUGUCUGAGUCUGCUCAGGGAGAACGCCAUGGUCACGCUGGCCAACAUAUCCGGGCAGCUGGACCUCUCCACUUACUCGGACACUAUCUGCCUCCCGGUCCUGGAUGGACUACUCCACUGGAUGGUGUGUCCCUCCGCUGAAGCCCAGGACCCCUUCCCGUCGGCGGCACCUCACUCGCAGCUCACUCCUCAAAGGAUGGUGCUGGAAUGCCUCUGCAAGCUCAGCAUCCAGGACGGAAACGUGGACCUCCUGCUGGCCACGCCACCGUUCAGCCGCCAGGAAAAACUGUUUACAGUCUUGGUCCGCUAUGUGAGUCAGAGGAGCACCCAGGUGUACCGGGAGAUGGCAGUGGCCGUCCUCUCUCACCUGGCGCAGGGCGAUCCCACGGCAGCGCGCGCCAUAGCCAUGCAGAAGGGCAGCGUGGGUAAUUUGGUAGGCUUCUUGGAGGAUGGCGUGAGCAUGGCACAGUACCAGCAGAACCCUCACAGCUUGCUGCACAUGGGGCAUCCGCCCAUGGACCCGCCGAGCAUUAACAUGAUGUGCAGAGCAGCCAAAGGCCUGUUGGCUAUGGCUAAAGUGGGCGAGAACAAGAGGGAGUUUGUGUUGUAUGAGAGCAGAUUAUUAGACAUCUCCAUCUCGUCGGUGCUCAGCGCGGGAGUGGCGGCCAUUAUUUGCCAAGUUCUCUUUCACUUGGGGAAGUUAUGACAGGAGGAGAGGCGGGACAUGCGCGGCAGACGCUGACGUGGACACGAUAUUCCCGUGGUUUGCUAUUUUUUAUUUAUCAAAAUGACAGAAAAUGUUUGUUAUGUUUUGAGUUGGAUUGAGUUUU
Solea senegalensis (Senegalese sole) is the source of this 5577-nucleotide messenger RNA. Its product is annotated as AT-rich interactive domain-containing protein 1B-like. The record is from RefSeq and is a predicted model, not a curated record. The coding region runs from base 57 to 5453 and encodes 1798 amino acids. Gene Ontology annotation, biological process: regulation of transcription by RNA polymerase II; chromatin remodeling; positive regulation of DNA-templated transcription. NCBI's taxonomy places the organism in Eukaryota, Metazoa, Chordata, Actinopteri, Pleuronectiformes, Soleidae. Gene Ontology annotation, molecular function: nucleosome binding; DNA binding. Gene Ontology annotation, cellular component: nBAF complex; SWI/SNF complex; nucleoplasm. The transcript is spliced from 18 exons.